This is a messenger RNA of Mycena indigotica, 1143 nucleotides long. RefSeq lists its product as uncharacterized. The coding region runs from base 187 to 1143 and encodes 318 amino acids. NCBI's taxonomy places the organism in Eukaryota, Fungi, Basidiomycota, Agaricomycetes, Agaricales, Mycenaceae. The record is from RefSeq and is a predicted model, not a curated record. The transcript is spliced from 5 exons.
CCAGCCAUCACCGUUUCACACCUUCUCGUGACGAAAUCCGCCCCGAAGCGAGCUGCUUUUUUACGCACCGCAAAAAGGGUAUGUCACACGCAUAUAAACCCGGUCUCCACUUCCGCUCUCCCUCUCUUCUGCCCACCACCACUGCAGCUUCUGCUGCUGCCCACGUUCGUUACUCUCUUGCUUACCAUGCGCACAGCUGCACUGCUGCUGUCCGCGGCCGCCCUGGCGCUCGCCAGCGGCCAUAACCACGGCUCCAAGCCCCAGCCCGUCGCGAUGCGCCGCCUCCCCGCGGAGGUCGAGCGCCGCGACAACGAAGGCUCCAUGUUCACGUGGUAUCCCACCGACACCGGCACCGACGCGUGCACGGGCCAGAACCACCAGGAGGGCGACUGGGUUAUCGCGAUGAACGAGGCUCAAUUCGGCAACGGCGGCUGCUGCGGACGCAAAGUGCGCCUGCAGUACAACGGCAAGACGGCCGUUGCCUCUUGCGUCGAUAUGUGCCCGUCGAGCAGCUGUCCCGACCGCGGCCAUCUCGACUUGACGAAAGGGCUAUUUUCGUACUUCGCCGAUCCUGGACAGGGCACGCUCUACGGCUCGUGGUCCUACGCCGACGGCCAGCACAGCGACCCGCCUCCUCCGCCCCCACCACCACCACCACCGCCGCCCCCACCUCCGCCACCGCCACCACCACCUCCCCCGCCUCCUCCUCCCCCGCCACCGCCACCACCCCCACCGAAACCCACUACACAUAAGCAGGAACACGUGACGACUCCACCCCCGUCUCCUCCGCCGCCGCCUAGCUCGAAGCCUGCGCCGCCGCCGUCCUCCAGUGCGCCGCCCAGCUCCGUCAAGCCGUCCAGCUCCGCGAAGCCCAGCUCGUCGUCAAAGGCACCGGCUCCGAGUGCACCCGCCCCACCUCCGCCGCCUCCUCCUGCCCCGCCCGCUAACCCACCGUCCGGUAACCCCGGCGCGGGCGGGACGGCGAACGCCGGAGCCGGCGGUGCGGCGGCCGGCGCGGAGGACGAGAACACACCGGGCAUCAACGGCGCCGCGAUCGUCGGCACCAGCGGCGCGGGCGUGGUCGCUGCGAGCAGGGCCGGCAUGGUGCUCGCGCUGAUUGCGGGUGCGGUUGUCGCGCUUUAA